Molecule: messenger RNA, 1718 nt
Organism: Gaeumannomyces tritici R3-111a-1
Lineage: Eukaryota; Fungi; Ascomycota; Sordariomycetes; Magnaporthales; Magnaporthaceae
Exons: 3
Coding region: 601-1599 (332 amino acids)
Molecular function (GO): dioxygenase activity
Source: RefSeq, a predicted model, not a curated record
UGGCGCGCAACGCCGUGCACACUCACGACUUUGGGACCGUGGCGCUCGACACGAGGGCCGCGGCCUGGGCGUAGCUGCAUUCGGUUCCUUGUGUGGUGCAGCUGGAGCAUUUCGGCCUCAGGCCAUCGCACUGCGGACGUGACCAUCAGCACUGCACACUGCACGUGGACCGAAGAGCGCAGCACUUACUCUGGACUUGCGUGCCCUGCACAAGCCGCACGCCACGGGUACCCUCUGCCUCUUGCGCGGAAGCUGUCCUUCAAGGCAGGCCGCAUCCGCCGAGCCGUGAUCAAGCCCCGUCUGUUCCAUGGUGCUUGUGGUGUGUGGCUAAUGGGCGGAACUGCCGUCGGUGGGGAGACGACUGGAACCAGCGGUUUUAACUCCGCCGGCUGAUCCGGGCGCGGCCCCAAACCCCACCGCUAUCUCCCCGUGGCCAAGCACCAUGCCGACGCCGUUGCCUAGUCCGGGGGCCCCCAUGUCUAUCAGUUGCCGAAGCUGGGCGUCAACGCUGCUCGACCCUUGCAUAUAUGAAGACGGACCACCAAGCGAUGGCCUUUCCAGCUGAGGUCUGCAGACAUUCCCCACUUGGAAACGAUCAAGAUGACGUCCCCCGCAGUUGCCGAGUCAGCCACGGCCCAAGAUGCAGUGGCACAGCUCCUGCGCGCGGCCGAGAGCAACCACACCAAGCCGCUCUGGUUGCAGAUGAGCCGGCUCAACCCUCCGCUGCCCAACCCAAGGUGCACGCCAUUCCUGUGGAAGUAUGCCGACAUUCGUCCCACGCUCAUCGGAGCCGGCACCCUGGUGGGCGAGGCGCAGGCUGAGCGGAGGGUGCUGAUGCUGGUGAACCCAUCUCGAGAUGCGCCCUUUACCACCGACACCAUCUACGCGGGGCUCCAGCUGGUGAUGCCAAACGAGACGGCCGCCGCGCACAGGCACACGGCCUUUGCCAUGCGCUUCAUCAUCGAGGGCCAGGGCGGCUUCACUGCAGUGCACGGGCAGCGCAUCAAGAUGCAGCGCGGUGACGUCAUCCUCACCCCGACCUGGAACUGGCACGACCACGGCAAGGACGGGUCCGGGCCCAUGAUCUGGCUUGACGGGCUCGACCUGCCCAACUUUGUGCACUUUCCCGUGCACUUUGUCGAGCACUACUCGGCCCCGCGCUACCCGGCCGAGGACGCCGACACGUCCCAGUCGCCGCUUGUGUUCCCAUGGGUCCGCAUGAAGGCGGCGCUGGACGCCAAGGGGGGCGAUUAUGUCACUCUGCCCUACCUCCACGCCGAUGGCACCGAAGUAAGCAAAAUCCUCGGAGGUUCGGCCGCGAUCCUGAUGCCAGGAAAGAAGUCACUCAAGGUGCAGGAGACGGCGUCGUCUGUUUACCACGUCAUCGAGGGCUCAGGGCACAGCCUCAUUGGCAGCGAGAAAUUUGCAUGGCAGAAAGGUGACACCUUUUGCGUCCCAGCCUGGUACCCCUACGAGCAUUUCGCCGAUGAGGGACCGGAGCCGGUGUACUUGUACAGGUUUGACGACAAGCCCAUGCUGAGGGCACUGGGAUUUUACAGAAAUGCGGAAAUGGUUGUGGAAAGUCUUGUGUCCAAAUAGUAAAUAGCGCUCGACAUUAAAUUGAAUGGCGGAAUUGUUUCGGCAAAAAACCACCGCCCGACAACCAUAUUACAUGCAGCCAAUUCCAAACAGCUUUCCUAAAUAUAAGCAAUCUUCAU